Cygnus olor (mute swan) is the source of this 8790-nucleotide messenger RNA. It is a transcript of the gene ARFGAP1, whose product is annotated as ADP ribosylation factor GTPase activating protein 1. Lineage: Eukaryota; Metazoa; Chordata; Aves; Anseriformes; Anatidae. The transcript is spliced from 14 exons. Gene Ontology annotation, molecular function: GTPase activator activity. Gene Ontology annotation, biological process: regulation of ARF protein signal transduction; regulation of endocytosis. Gene Ontology annotation, cellular component: Golgi membrane. Bases 3346 to 4644 code for a protein of 432 amino acids. The record is from RefSeq and is a predicted model, not a curated record.
CGCACCGGGGCCCCUCGGGGCUACCGGACCUCAGCCGAGCUCGGACCCAGCAACCCCGCUCCCGGCCCCGGCUUCCCCCCGGCUGGGUCCCGCUCCCGGUCCCGGUCCCGGCCCGGCGCGGGUUAAGGCCGGCGCCCACAAUUCCUCGCGGCCCUGCAACGUCGCCGGCCGCGGCGGGGGCAGCGGCUGCGCCGUGAGGCGCCGGGCGGGACCGGGCUUACCGGGGGUGCCGGGGCCGGCUUCCCGAAAGGAGAAGCCGCGCUGUGCUCGCGGGGAACCUGGCCAUGUACUGAGGCAGCUCUCCGGGACUCGCCGCGGAUCCGGCUUGCUCGGUUCACGGUUAGCCUGAAAAUAUCCUGAAAAUAUCGCCAGCCCCUCGUCCUCUGGGGAGCUUAUGGUAAGGUGGUGGUGGGUCUGAGAACACAGGACUGCAGGCCUUUGGUAACGGAUUUAUUGCCACGUCAAUAUAUAUAUAUACGUAUAUGUGAAUAUCUAUGUAAUAUAUAUAUAUUAAAGUGAACUGUUAAUAUAUAAACAUAAAUAUAUGUAUGAGUGAAUCGUGCCUGCACCAUGGAAUUUGGUUAAAAACUUCCUUCAGCCAGCAAAGCCCCUGUGGUCUUUUCCCCCGGUGGGACCCGCUGGGAUCCCUGAGGCACGCGAAGUCACGCAGGCGGCAUCGCACGCUUGGUGAAUCACGGAGCUCGUUGCAGGCCAGCUGUGUGAAUUUGCUGCUGUAUCGGAGGAGCAAAGUCCCUUUACAGCUCCCUUCGACUUACGUGUAUGGUGCCACUCCUGCCUUUAUGCGUGCUUUUAGGGAACUAGACGUUCCUCAGAUAGAAGCUCCUGUGGUGCAUGUGUAAUUUUGCUCUGGAAUUAUAGAAUCGUUAAGGUUGGAAAACACCUCCAAGAUCAUCUGGUCCAACCAUAAUCAGGUUGUUUGAUGGGGAAAUCACAGCAUGAGACCAAUCGGUCUGAAGCUGGAUGUUUCCACCUUGCAAUCCUUAGUCCAAAAUACUGAUAUUUUCAGUGAAAACUUAUUCCUAAAUUAACGUUUUGUUUACUGCUCGUGAGCAUUUACAUCAGAUGAAAAUGCUCAAUACAUAUUUAGGCCGUCCACCAAGUUGUUACUUGGACUUUUACUGCCUGAAAGUUAAGCUGCUGUUAAGGGACGAUGGGCCUGGUCAUCUCUGUGGCUCAGGUCAACUGUGAUAACUUGAUCGCUUUCAAUUUUGUGGUAAAAUAAAAUUGAAAGUAGGCUAGGCUCUAAAACAGUUACGUGCUCUUAUAAAACUUAGAACUUGAGUGUUUUUUUUUUUCCCCCCCACAUCCUUGUCCCACUUCCUUUCAUUCCCAAAUGAUGGGGUAGAAGAAAGGUGAGAAGCUGAUGGCCGUAGUUACCGUCUCCUAUUCAUGGAUGAAGCGGUCUGGGUGAAGCUCUGCCAUCCCACCAGAGACACCUGGGGGCUUGAUUAGGGAAGCUCGUGUUUUAGGGAUGGGCAUGUGUUCAAUCUGAAGUUGGCCAAAGGUCUUUUGAUAAAAGGAUUUCAUUCAAAAAAGCAAAAAAAGCAGUUGUUUCCUCUGUCAGCUUGGAGGGUAAUUUUACUGAUUCAUCAUUAAUUACAGUAACCUUUUAGGUCUAAAACAAUUCUUUCACAAUUUAUCUGUUUUUGUUGAAUAGAAGUUAAUUGAAAUAGAAAGGUAGCGUUAUCUGAACUUCAGUGAAAGCACUGUCCCUUAAGUUAUACAGAAUUAACUGCUUGUCAACAAAAUGUUUACAAAGGAAUAAGUUCUUUAGAUAGAGGCGGUGAGUUCUGCCGCAGAUAACUUCCGCUUUUAAUUGUAGUAAUGCGUAGAUAAGGUUUUGAGGAUAUUUCUUUCCAAACCGUGUUGUCUUAGCUGGUGAUGCGUAUAAUUGUAUUUGCGCUGUUCUAUUGCACUGCUGUGGCUGGGAUUCACAGGAAAUCUGUUUCGCUUUAGAGAUGUCUAAUAAAUUGACACUGUCACAUUCUACAAAUUUAAUGGUAGUUUUCUUACUUGUACGGUUUUACUCUUUUUUUUUAAAGUCUUCCUUUUCUAAAUAAAGAUAUAUUCUCCCUCCUUCCUCUGCUGGGUUGCAGUAAUUGUUUGUAACACUUAAUCAUUUAUGUUUUAAAAUUACUGCACGGUUAUCAAUCCUUUUUAUAAUUUGAGAACUAAGGACUUUAGUUAAAUAGCACAGUGAACAAAUGGCAAACGCUUGCGUAGAAGUGAAGAUGCUUCUGCCUCUCAGACCAGGAUUUGAUAGAAACGCUGACCUGUUAUUUUUUGCAUUGUGUCUUGACUGACCAGUACGCUUGGGGUUCAGUAGUUGGUGCUGUUCCUAGUCAGCCUGGUGACUUCUGUGUGUUUUAUUACAUCUUAGAGGUUCCUUUAUGGAGUAGAAAUGGAAAAAAAUCAACUGGAAGUAAAAAGGAAGGAGAGAUGUUAUUUAAAAUUCAUUUAAAUAUUGUACUACUGAAUAGCUGGAAAUGUGAAUUCAUUUUUUAUCUUAACUUGCAGUUUGUGCUGCAUCCUGCACUGCAUUUCUUUCAAUCAUGAGUGUUUUGUGUCCUUUGUUUUUUCCAGGCUAUAUACUGUGAGUCGCAUCUCUUUCUUAAUGUGAAUUUUAUCUGUAGCUUACCAUUGCUCCCUGCUGCUGCGUUUCAUGCUUUGUAACAAAUAGAGUAAGGUGAUGUCUGCCAGCCAGAGAUGACUUGCUGGAAUUAAAAUUCUGUUUUGUGUAAGAGACCCCAGUAAUUGCCUUAUUUUGUUAGAAUUUCCUUGAUAAGGAAACUCAAUCCUUCUGGUAAAUUAAGAUUUUUUUUGUGUGUGUCUUCUAGUAGGGUGUUCUUUUAGCAAUGUGUUCAGCACUAUUAAGUGCAAGAGUCCCUGUUAUUCUUUGCUUAGGUCAGUUUAUUUGUAUGCAUAUGAUUCCAUGUAAUCAUGAAUGAUAAAAAAAAAGUGCUUUCAGAAAGGGUGCUGGAUGGCUCUGGAAGCAGCGUCAGUGUCUGUUUUGGUGGGACAUAUGCCAUAGAAGGAAGAGUUUCCACGUUUAUCCUCCCCCUGCCUUUUCAGCUAUGGCUGAAUUAUAGCUUUCCAGCAAGUGAGGUAGGAUGACUAAAAUUCCCCAAACCGUAUGAAGUAAAUGGAGAAGUAGGAUUGUGGGUUUUUCUUUUUUUUUCUUUUUUUUUCCUGUAAUUGAUUAUGAUUCAGUGGUUUUGUUUGUAAGCUCUUUUUCGUAGAGAUCAUGCUUGUGUAGCGCUGAACAUCGUACCAGUAUCGUACCCUUUAACAUGACUCACAUUUUGUUUUUUCCUUUGUAGAAUCAUGGCAAGUCCAAGAACAAGGAAAGUUCUUAAGGAAGUCAGAGCACAAGAUGAGAAUAAUGUCUGUUUUGAGUGUGGUGCAUUUAACCCCCAGUGGGUGAGUGUGACCUAUGGAAUUUGGAUCUGUCUCGAGUGCUCAGGAAAACACCGAGGCUUGGGAGUUCACCUCAGUUUUGUACGCUCUGUAACCAUGGACAAAUGGAAGGAUAUUGAGCUGGAGAAAAUGAAGGCUGGAGGUAACAGCAAAUUUCGAGAAUUCUUGGAGUCUCAAGAUGACUAUGAUCCCUGCUGGACAAUGCAAGAGAAGUACAACAGCAAAGCUGCAGCUCUUUUUAGAGAUCAGGUUGCUACAGUAGCUGAAGGCAAGGAGUGGUCCAUUGAAACUUCUCCAGCCAGGAACUGGACGCCACCUCAGCCUAAAACAUCUCUCUCUUCCACUCAUCGUAGUUCUGCUGGACAACCUCAGAAUGUAACUGCCUCUUCUGACAAGGCUUUUGAAGACUGGUUAAAUGAUGAUGUCAACUCCUAUCAAGGUGGGCAAGAGAAUCGCUACGUGGGGUUUGGAAACACAGUAACCCCUCCAAAAAAAGAGGAUGACUUCCUGAAUAAUGCUAUGUCUUCACUGUACUCUGGAUGGAGCAGUUUUACAACUGGAGCAAGCAAGAUUGCCUCAGCUGCUAAAGAGGGUGCUACCAGAUUUGGAUCUCAAGCAAGUCAAAAGUUUUGGGGCUACAAGCAGCAGCCAGAGCCGGCAUCAGAGUUAGGUCAGACAUUAAAUGAAAAUGUUCUCAAACCCGCACAGGAAAAGGUGAAAGAGGGGAAAAUUUUUGAGGAGGUCACCGUGGGGGUGUCACAGUUGGCCAGCAAGGUUCAGGGAGUUGGGAGUAAGGGAUGGCGAGAUGUCACCACUUUCUUUUCUGGCAAGCCAGAUGAUCAUUCUGAAAGACCAGCUGAGGGAGACAGCUACCAGAACAGUGGAGGGGAGGGCUACCAGAACAAUGCUGUAGAUCAAAGCUUCUGGGAGACCUUUGGCAACUCAGACCCACCGAAAGCUCAUAAAUCUCCAAGCAGUGAGAGCUGGACCUAUGUGGACAAUUCCACAGAGAAGAAGAGCUCCGAUAGCUGGGACGUGUGGGGCUCAGGAACAGUCUCCAACAACAAGAACAGUAACAGCGACAGUUGGGAAAAUUGGGAGACCAACUGGGAAAACACAGGAGGGGAGAGCAAGACCAAAAAACCUCCUAAGGCAACAAAAAAGGCAUCUUCAGCUGAUGAUGGGUGGGAUAACCAGAACUGGUAGAACUGUUAACCCUGUUUUGCACAGCUAGGGAAGGGAAACUGUGCUGGCUGAUUGAGGGGAGAAAGUUUUACACACAGUUGGAGUAUCUUCGUUGACCUUAAUGAUUUGUUACUUUUUGUGCUUUCCAUUCAUUCUCCUUUCCUUCUAUCCCAGUUUAGGGGGGGAAAAAAAGUGUCUGAAUCUUUUAUUACAUGAAGAUGGUUCUUCCAGUUUUAAGGGUAGUGAUUAAAUAUAUAUUCUCCUUGCACUAUUGAAGCUGGGUACACUGACUUUAACAGCAACGUUCAAAAGAAAAAAAAAAAUCAGUGCAAGCACACUUUCAUGCCACAACCUUGCAUGUGUAAGUUCACAGGUACCCAUCCAGUCUUCAUAUAAUUUGAGGUGACCUGAGGUGUUUAGUGCAAAUAAAGGACAGGCUGUAUCUUGAGAAGAUAGCCUUUAAAAAAGCAGACUGCAGUUGAAUAGAUCUAGUUCAAAUGCCUUAUGGAUUGCUGUGACAGUGUUAGGUCUGGCAAUUCAAAACGGUCUUUAAGAUACUUUUUAUUGGAGCUUUUUUUUUAAACUUUUUGAGAUUUUUAGACUUCACAAGUUAUUUUCUCCCCUUAGAAUUAGUAAGGAGUCUAGAGCUAGAUGAUUAUUUGUGUAAACUCAUCGUUCUGACAGCCUAUCAAGGGAUAUUCAGAAUGGCUGCUCCUUGCACUAUGUAAACUCUUAACCCUUAAGCAAGAAGAGCAGCUCUCCUACACAGAUAUAAUGCAAUGGUAUGUGUUCUCCUUCCUUGUCUACACCCUUCCCACAGUUUGAGUAUUUUGUAGGGUCUGUCUUUUCUCUUUCUUCCUUCUACCCAUCUAUUUUAUCUAUUGUGAUAAAAAUGAAAUCUUUCUGCUGCUCGUGGCCUUUUAGACAUCUGUUUGGCAACUUGGCAGUGAAACAGCUUUAUUUAAAAAAAAUCUAGUAAGGAAAAAAUGCAUGGAAAAUAUGAGACCAUUGAGGAGAGAGGCUGGCAGCAAGCCCCUUUCAAGAUGAGUAGAUGUCUGGAUUUAAUAGUAAAGCUUAAUUUAAACAGAUGUUUUCCAAAUUAAUCUUUAAUAUGUCAAACUGUGUCUCUCUCUGUCAUGUACUUCUCCACGUUUUCUUCCUGGACCUUGUUAUAGAAAUACUAUUUUGGAAACUUCAGAAACUCCUUGUCAGCAUUAAGGGAUGGAAUAGAAGAUUCAGUUGUCUCAGUUUUGACCCAGCAAACUGCUUUGCAUGAUACAAAUCAUAACAUUUACAGAAGAUCUGUGACUCCUUUUAACAAUAAUGGUGUCCUGUGUAUUCCCUUUUAUUUUGGGGGGUGGAUUGUAAACGUGCACUGCCUGAAAAUAAUCAACUCACUUAAACUUUAAAUCAUGAUAUCAUUACAUAGUCUGUAUUGGUAGCAGCAUGGAGUUCUUUACUGUGGACCUUUUAAGUCUUUGUACCUAUCCAAAAAGCCUUUCAUUUUGUAAAUUAGUUUAUUGCUCAAGCAAUUGAUUGACCCAAGUUGUUGAAAUUACCUCAAAUGAUGUUCCAUUUUUUUCCUUGUUAUAGAGGUUUUCAAUCAUAUGAUAAUAUCAGAUGCCAAAAAGUAAUAAUAAUCAGCAGAUUAAAAAAAGCGAAAAGGUGAAAGAGAAGGGGAAUCAUGAAUCGCCCCCAAAAGCAGCAGCUAUUAAAGGCUUGCAGUCUAAGUGUCUGUAGCCUGAUUCUGUAUUCUUUUAGUAUGAUCUCUCAGAUGGUCAACAAAAUAUUUUUCUGGUCUUCUCUAGCCCUGUCCUGUUAGGAUUAUUUUUCUUUCCCCCCUUGCUUCUAUUGAUACAGUGGUCUCCGAAGCUCGUGCAGCGGGACGUGGUGCUGCUCGUGACCCAGGCACUAGUUUAGGCUGAGCCAUGCGAGUUUCCUGAGGCAUCCUUGCUGACAUGCCGGCCCUUUGGGAGCAGAAGAGGCGUGAGAGAUCUCAGUUUACAAUGCUGCUUGUGGUGCCAUUGCAGAAGUUUACAGCCUUGACUAUAACACAAGGAUUUUGUUCAGCUUUUUCUCCCGUUAUACCUUUGUUAUGGCUGAAUUGCAUGUCAAACGUAACUCAGUAUUUUUAUGCGUGUACCUCUGUUGCCUACUUGUCAUUUGUCUGCUGCACAGCACGGAUCUGUAAUGCACGUCUGUGAGGCGGUGCUGCAGGUCCUGGCUAACAGUCCAACUCUGUUAAAUGACAGCAAAAUGCAUCUGAUGGGUUGCGUUGUCUGACUGCUGCUGUCUGUCUGGAGUGAUGCGAAGCUGAUUCAGCUUCCCGCGUACAAAUUCAGUGCGGUUUCUCUUUCAUAAACCUCCUGAAAUAGCUCGUAGCAGGGCAGGCUUUAUUUCAGUCCAGCGGUGUUUAUUUCAGUCGACAGUGGUGUGACGUGUUUGCGUAUGUUGCAGCUGUGUGGUGUGCCUAGGAGAAAACUGGUUUAUUUAUACAUCACUUGUAGCUAUGAUUGGUAUGAGCCUUUGGUUUGUUCUUCUGGAUUUAUUUCUGCAUUUUUGAGACUUUAUCUUCUACGUUAAAGUAAAUAGCCAGAGCCCUACUAAAGUAUUGCUUUGGGCAGUGAUUUUUCUUUCAGUUCAGGAGGCAGUGGCCAACCAGUUGCCUUCUCUCAUUGUUGUCUCUCCACAGGACUGCAAAAUGGUACAGCUCCCAGAAAGGUGCUAGUGGAAGAGGCUAAAAACCAAUAUAAUGGCAGAAGGUGUAACUGCAGCCACAAUGCUUAUGUACCAAGUGGUUUCAGUUUGAUGGGCAAAUCAGUAUUUUUUUAUGACUUGUCUGAAUCUGAAUGUUUUAUGAUGUCUCCCAAAGAAGGGGGUGGAAUGAGAGCAUUUUCUGUUACAGAGCGCCCGUUUUACUGGACUUUUUUCUUCUCUUCUUGUUUAAGAGCACAUAGUUCAGAAGCUUCUGCAGUUUGAAAUUAUGUAUGGAGGGAGCAUUUUUAAUUGGACUUUUUAAUCCCCCCUCCUCUCCCCAAUUGGUUUUUUUUCUUCUUUUCUCCUGAUUGCAAGCAUUGUAAACAGAGGCACUGGUUACAGCUUGCUGAGGCUGCCUGUCUAACUGAAGAUACAGCUGUUGAAUCUGAGUGAGUACAUGGAUUGGAAAAGCUUUGGUGUCGCUGUGUGCACUUCACCUUUUUGGUGGGUGAGCAGCUUUGCUUUCGUUUCAAUGCCACACCAUUUAGUAAGAAUUCUAAAUCGUACAAGCAAAUUGCCAUGGAGAGAGUGCAGUAGGUGAAACUGAUACCGGAACAACUGGACAUUGCAAGGUUGGAUUUAAAUUUCCUAAUGUUUCAAAUUGUUUUAUUCCUUUGUAUGGCUUCAUCUUUGGAAAAUACAGAGCAGCUGGAUUCCUGCAGGUAGACUGAAAUCAGGGAAACACCAAGACAUUCAUACUACAUGCUGCUUGCAGAGGAGUGAAAGACUGUGAGUGUUCCCAACCAGGAACUGGGGCUAAUCCUGGGGGUUAGAGAUUAUUUUAAAAUGUUUCACUGGUGUCUUGGUGCCUCUUAAUAAUCACUAUGUUUUCAAGAAGUGCUUGGCCUACUCUUCCUGCUGGUUUAGACCUCAAGGGUAAUGCUGCUGCUUUUGUUUUCCCAGCCAGACUAUGUAACAUUCCAUGGGUUCAUAAUGUAUUUAUGAGUGUAACGAUCUGUGCAAUAAUAUAACAAAUGUAGGUAUAACAUUUGUUGUUUAAUCCAGGAUACGCUUAAAGAUACAGUGGUCCUCUUUGAAAAUUGCAGUCAACCAAGGUAUUUCAGUUCUCACCUUGUUUUGGUGAUUUUAAAUUCCGCUAAUGCUGUCAAGGAAGGCUUGAGCCAUCAGUGAUUUAAAGAGAAAUCAAGAAACGUUAUGAUGCCCCUUAUCAGAGUUUGAUUGUCGUGGUUCACAGUGAUCUCUAGUCGUCGAGCCCUUUUUCGUUUUCAUGCCAGCAGAAACCUGGUCAGUAUGGAGUGCUGUAUCUUUAAUUUUCCUGAUGUGUUUUAUGUGAAGUUCACAGGAAUGGCAAUUUCAGUGAACACUAUUCAUUGUUCUGUAGAGUGGUACCAGGCUUGUACUGCAGUGUCAUCUUUUAAAGAGCAUUAUAAUAAAGCAAAAAGAUACGGA